Messenger RNA from Neurospora tetrasperma FGSC 2508, 927 nucleotides. RefSeq lists its product as uncharacterized. The record is from RefSeq and is a predicted model, not a curated record. The transcript has a single exon. The coding region runs from base 1 to 927 and encodes 308 amino acids. Lineage: Eukaryota; Fungi; Ascomycota; Sordariomycetes; Sordariales; Sordariaceae.
AUGAUUCCCACAGUCUGGCCCGCUGAAGCGGAGGAGAUAAUCUGCUACUAUAGAAAGAUGCGCGAAGAACGCAACUCACCCCUCCCAAACGUGAAGGGACCUGAUGAUGUUUAUAUGGGUAUGGAGGAGGAGAUCAAUAACCGGCGCAUCUUGAAUAGAUGGAAGAAGAGAAGAGCCCUCGACGAUUUUAGGAAGUUUGUCAUGGAUUACUUUGGGAUUGUUGAGAGCGAGGAAGAAGGUCAAGGACUCGAGGAAGCAGAGGAUGAAAAGGACCUUGAAGAAUACGAAGAGCUCAAGAACGAAAAGGACGAAGAAGAGGAUGACGAGGACGAGGAAGAAGAGUGGGGCUUUGAAGACGAAGACCUCGAAGACGACCUUGAAGAAGACAUCGAAGACCUUGGAGAAGACGAGGAAGAAGACGAGGAAGAGGACGAGGAAGAGGACGACUGGGACUUUGUCUCGAACUCGGAAGAUUUCUUAUUCUAUGAUGACUUGGAACACGAUGACGACUACAUCAGCGAUAAUGUUGAGGAGAUCUCCGACUACGAGCUUCACAUCCACAAUGUCAUCCUAGACUUGGACGAGAGAAUCCACGUCGAGCCAUUACCUCUACCCUGGACCACCAUUCUCUCCAUGGCCAAGCUCCACGCCAGCCUGCUUGUCGAGAUACGAGACGCCUAUCAUGCUAGACAACAGGACUGUUUUUACCAAAGACAAAGGCAAAGACAAGGACAUCAGGGAUCAAACGCCGAACCCGAACCAGGCGCAGCAGAGAUCAUACGGCGGGCGUCAAUAGCCACGGCGUCAAAUGCGGAAACCAUGCGCUUGGUAUGGGAGUACCGCGCCCGUCUCCGCGCUGAAUUGCAAGAGGCUUGUCGGGCUAGGGAAGUCAGGCAAAGUCGCCAGAGGCAGCAGAGGCAGCAAUAG